This is a messenger RNA of Peniophora sp. CBMAI 1063, 3138 nucleotides long. The record is from the annotation of a GenBank genome assembly. NCBI's taxonomy places the organism in Eukaryota, Fungi, Basidiomycota, Agaricomycetes, Russulales, Peniophoraceae.
AUGGUGGCCCUCACACCCGAAUUGGACAAUCAGCUCCAGGAACUCGCCGUGCUACUCACGAAGCUUCCCCUACCUCUCGCAGACCCAGAGCAGCCGGCAUAUAACUUCUGCGCAUGGCGGGUCAAUGAGGAGAAGUGCGAGACAUACGGUUCCGCAAUCUGUGUUCUGAAUCAAGAGCUCGAAGCUACAUUUGCCCCGACUGGGCGCCUCAAUCGCGAAUGCCCCUUCAAGCUCACCGAGCGCGGUUCAGGACUUUAUGCCAUCGUUGAUGCAUUUCGCACCGCACUCAGUGCCGAAUCCGAUGAACGUCCGCAAACAGAAGUGCUGGUAAAAUGGGUCGAGGAUUUCCUCGUCGUCGCGAGAUGGUAUAUGGCAAAUGCUCCGCCAGAGGAGGAGGAGGAGUCAGGUUCUGAGUAUGACAAUGAGGAGGAAGGCGAGCUGGUUGGGGAUUCUGAUGUUGAAGAGGAGGGAGAUGACGACGACGACGAAGAUAUUUCAGAAGAAGAUGAGGAGGCGCCACAGCCGAAGCGCCGCAGGACAGGAAAGUCUACGCAGCAGACGAUCGAGAAGACGUCCACGAAGCAGAAGCAGUCCCGUUCGCGUGCUCGCAAGAAGAAGGAGCCACUUCAGAAUGUCUCUGUUUGGGACGACUACGAAGCGGCGUCCGAGAAUGAGGUUGCAAAGACUGUUCAAGGGAAACGCAAAGGGCGUAAGCCCAACCUCUUACUCUUCGAGUUGGCGCUACCAUGCCGGCCGAAGAUUAAAGAUCCGAAGAAACCGCUCAAGAAGAUCCUGCGUUGCGUCGGAAUGAAGCCGGAUGAGCACGGAGCGGGAUGCGAUCAUACGUAUGCGUGGGGCGGUGGGAAGUCGGGGCGACAGCGCAAUCGUAUCUUGAAGCAUGCCCACGUCUGUCCCUAUGUACCUGCUCAUCUCCGGGAACGAGCAACCAAGGCUCUCGGCGGUAAAGCCAUAUCACAGCAGGUCAAAGAGGAUGCGCAAGUGGUUCAGGACAUGGCGGCGGGAAAGAAGUCAUCCCAAACAUCGAUCGAACCUCACUCACGGGCGGCGAAGGCGAAGCUAUACAACUCUACACUCACCCUCGACAUCCUCAAGCUCAUUACUGUCCAGUCCCUUCCAUUCAUUCUCUGCGACACCGAGGAGUGGAAGACAUUCGUCGGAGAUGCUACUCAUCAGCAGUUCACGCCACCAUCCUCGAAUCAAGUUCGCGAGACGCUCGUACCAUCUGAGGCCGCUCACGUCACGCUCAAGAAUAUCGAGAAGCUCCAGAAGAUCAAGAACCUGACGCUCACGUUCGACGGUGCGACUUCCAACCGUCAAGACUCGAUCUACACAGUACAUGUCAUGACACCGAGCCGGAGGGUUUAUCUCAUGAAGGGCCAUUCAACUUCGGCGGAGUCACAUACUGGCGAGCAUCUUGCAGAGAUGCUGGUCGAGCUUAUCAGGUCAAUCGGGCCCCAGAAUUUCUCCGCAAUUACAUCUGACGACACGGGCAACACGCGUGUUGCGCGCAAGCGCGUUCAAGAGGAGUUUCCGUGGAUUCUCAGCUUGCCCGACUGCUGCCACCGCCUACAUAACACCAGCAAGGAUAUUGGGAAGCUUCCUGCGUUUAGAAAGACCAUCUCAACGUCGAAGCGCGUUGUUGCCUUCUUCUCGAAGUCAACGUUCGCCAAGACGGCGUUCAAGCGCACGCAGAAGCGCCACAAGAUCAGGCGCGGUUUUGUUAAAUCGAGCAAAACUCGCUUUGCUGGUAUCGCGCAUACGGUUGACUCGGUAAAGCGCUGCAUGCCUGCUGUCCAAGAGCUUGUCGGAGGUGGAGUCGUUACCAUUCCGGAUGUCAAUCAGUAUUUCGUCCCGAACCUACGCGCGAGUGGGACCUUCAUGGCCGACAUGACAGUCCUACUCGCCAUUCUCAUGCCGAUUGCUUGGGCCAUCACCGCUCUUGAAUCGACGCAUGCGACCGUGGCGGACGUAUUCUUGUUCUUUCUGGCGAUUAUGGCGAAGUUCGACGAGUUCCUUGUGUCGCCUGCGUCUGCAGAGCUUGCGGAUACUGUGAAGGAACGCAUUCGCCAGAUAUUGAACUAUCGGUGGAACCAGAUGAUUGUCGAUCCCGGGACCAAUGGCCCAGAGGACACGGUCAGUGUUUAUGUCGUCGGAUUCAUGUUGCAUCCAGGCUAUCGAGACAAUUUGCCCGACGUCAACCUUACGGCUGUCAAUCCGCUCUCGAAUGACGAUGAUUCGGUCACGGUCUCAACUCGCCGGCGUGCCGCCUCAUCACGCACAUCUUCGAAUGAACUGCCUGACCUUCAACGCCGAGUCGGACAGUUCCUUGCGAAUCAACUGCGCCUCGAGUACGAGACCAAGAAGAUCAAGGUUGACGACCUUGAGGACUACGAGGCCAUCGCUGAACUACAGGCACAAUAUCGUGCAUACCUCCGAAACGAGCAACCUUUCGUGCGACGUCUCAAGAAAGAUGAAACACCAUACGAUUUUUGGAGGAGCUUGCGCCCUGGACAUAACUCUCGUGUCCUUGCGUACUUCGCCAUGAAGCUAUUCGCGAUCUCGCCUAAUUCAAUGGCAGACGAACGCGCGGGUUCUGUCAUGACGCGUCUCGGGACUGCUCUUCGCCACAAUCUAAAGGCCGAGUCCAUCGUAGCUCUCGUGCAGCUCCGCGAAGAGUUCAUGCGCCAGCGCGAGCAGGAUAAGCCGGCCGUCAAGCUCCCGACGGUCAAGUUCCAUCAGUUAGAUAGUGUUCUGAGACGUGCACGCUCCGCCAACGGCAUAGAGACUGCUAGCUCGCAGAGCGAUACGGACAGCGACUCGGACGACGACGCAGAGGAUGAGUGGGCAGACCGUGAAGAUGGCGACACCCCUGAAACUUCUGCACAGAGCGGCGACGAGUCUGACGUGCUCACCGAUGAGCGGCUUCUUCUCGAGGACGGAGAGACUCUCACUGCGGCGAGCUGGGUCAAGGGCGGUAAUCUCAAAGUUCCCGCUAUCUUAGAUUACUUGUCCUCGCAGCCACUUGCGGUGUCCGCCCCACCCACUGCGACGCGCGCGCGAGGAGCAGUGGCCACGGCGCCAUCCGGACCACCGCCGAAGGUCGUCUGGUCGAUCUAG